UCCCACCUGGAAUCCUGGAAUACCUUGAAUCCUGGUGGCUUCUUCAGCCUGCUUUGCAAUCCCCCACCAAUUAUGCCUCACUUCCCCACGGGUACAGGCGUCAAUCCCGACGCAGACUCUCCCCAGAUGGAGCCCACCACCGCUAAAAGAGCCCGGUCCCCGUCGGCGGCAACCAAAGUCAAGAACCGUCGCAAGCGCUACCUGGACAUGCACCCGGAGUAUUUCUCUGCUGAUCUCGAGCUUGCCGACCCGUUACUGUAUGAUCGCUUAAUCCGCCGGUUCCAGACCCCAGCCGAGAGGGAGGCGGAAGGACGUGCCAAAGGCUUCUCGGGUGUGCUGCAAGCGGACCUGUGUAGAUCUGAGGCCAAAUUCGAGGCGCUUUCCCAUCCCGAUCCUCACUCGAUAUUCAGCUAUACGCGGGGCCCGAACGGAGAGAUCCUCGCGGAGGACCGCGACGAAAUUCCGCCCAACAAGGAAGAAGGGGAGAAGGCAUGGCGGUGGGAGAUGACCCUGCGGUUUCUGAGGGGUGAGGACAGCGACUUUGAUUAUGCCACGGUCGACAAUAAUGAUGAAUACGAUGAUUGGAACGUCGAGCAAGACAAAUAUUUUGACGAUGAAGAACCGGAGUGGCUUGUGGAUGGAGCGGACGAUGGAGACAUCAAAUCCCAUUUACAGGGCGAGACCGGUGUACAGGACUUUUGA
Messenger RNA from Aspergillus sclerotioniger CBS 115572, 702 nucleotides. RefSeq lists its product as uncharacterized. The record is from RefSeq and is a predicted model, not a curated record. Bases 73 to 702 code for a protein of 209 amino acids. The transcript has 2 exons. Lineage: Eukaryota; Fungi; Ascomycota; Eurotiomycetes; Eurotiales; Aspergillaceae.